Messenger RNA from Indicator indicator, 1599 nucleotides. It is a transcript of the gene PNLDC1, whose product is annotated as PARN like ribonuclease domain containing exonuclease 1. The transcript is spliced from 19 exons. Gene Ontology annotation, biological process: nuclear-transcribed mRNA poly(A) tail shortening. Gene Ontology annotation, cellular component: cytoplasm; endoplasmic reticulum. The record is from RefSeq and is a predicted model, not a curated record. Gene Ontology annotation, molecular function: poly(A)-specific ribonuclease activity; RNA binding. Bases 1 to 1599 code for a protein of 532 amino acids. NCBI's taxonomy places the organism in Eukaryota, Metazoa, Chordata, Aves, Piciformes, Indicatoridae.
AUGGAGGUGGGGGCGGCCUGUUUCGAGCGGCGCCUGUCGCGUCUCCAGGAUCGCAUCCGCCGCGCUGCCUUCUUGGCCCUUGAUAUGGAGUUUACUGGCUUGCAUUCGAUUUUCCCACAAAAUAACGAACCGAGCCUGUUUGAUUCUCCUGCGGAACGGUAUCUGAAGGCUAGGUGGAGCGUUCAGCACUUCACUGUUAGUCAGCUUGGGCUGGCAAUUUUCUCAAAUGAAAAUUCAAACAAGUAUGUGGUGCAUUCAUACAACUUUUUUCUCUUUCCAUCAACAAUGGGAAUUACAGAUGUCGAAUUUACCUUCUCUGCAUCUAGCAUUCAGUUCCUGUCGCAUUAUGGCUUUGACUAUAAUAAGUUCCUCAAAGAUGGAAUCCCAUAUAUGAAUGAGGUACAGGAGAAGAUCUUUAGCCAGCAUCUCUCAGCAAGUAGCUGGAAACACAGCAGUUCCCUGGAUAGGGAUGUGCUGAAGAAGGCUAUUGAUAAAGUCACCUGUUGGAUAGCUGCUGCAGAGGAAGAGGAGACUAUGAUUCUGCAGGAUCUGAGUGGCUAUCAGAUGUUUGAAGUUCAGCUGGUUCUGAGACGGGCUCUCCAAAAUGUUUGGACACAGCCUCUUGGAGGGAAGAAGAUAAUGGUGAAAAAAGUGAGUCCACAGCAUCGUCAGCUUCUGGAGAACUCUCGUUAUGACUACUGCCGGAAGGAGCUUAUUCUCCUGUCCGCCCGCGGCUUCACCAACCUCUUCCUGACACUCGUUAGAGCCAAGAAGCCCCUGGUGGGACACAACAUGUUUAUGGACCUUAUGCAUCUUCAUGACAAGUUCUACAAGCCCCUUCCAGAAAGCUAUGAGGAGUUUAAAAGGAAUAUUCACAACCUGUUUCCUGUCCUUAUAGACACCAAAACUGUAACAAAAUCCAUCUGGAAGAAAUACCUGUUGCCUCGAGUGUCUGAUCUUUUGGAGGCAUAUACGAUUUUGUGCAACAGCAACCUAGAUCUCAAAGAUCCAACAUGUCCAGUGACAGUUCUUGCAAGUGAUUGUUCAAGAUAUGCUGAGAAGAAAUUUCCUCAUGAGGCAGGCUAUGAUGCAUUUCUCUGUGGUUCAGUUCUUCUGAAGUCAGCUCAUUUGCUACUGUGCAGACACACAGAUGAGGCAGUGGCGGCUGCACCUUCUUUCUCUCAGUAUCUCGCCGUGUUAGCCAAGUAUCUGAACAAAGUGAAUUUCGUCCGAGGUGGUGUUUCAAGCAUUAAUUUUUCAGGAGAGGACACCCCCUGCCAGCUUCCCCCUCUCUUGGUUGUCCACGUCCAAGGGUGGCCAGAGGUGAAUGAAAGGCAGAUUUACCAAGAGUUUAAAGCUUUUUGUCACUUUGAUGUCAGACGACUUUCAAAGAACCAGUUCAUUCUGCUCUCCAAUAAAUUCAAGCACGUCAGGUUUGUUCUGCGAGACUUUAGGCAUCACCCUCAUCUGCGGAUUUCCGUCUACCGCCACUGGAGGCACUCUCCGCACGUGAACUGCCUUCUGCGAAUCUCUGGUAUUGUGGUAGUGUGGUCUCUAUUGGCCUUUGCACUUGGAGGAGCUCCUCGUUGUUCAUUCUAA